AGAAAAUGUCAUCUAAAAUCCUCAUCUUCUGUGUUCUCACUGCGAUCUCUCUUGCCUCAGUAGACAUCACUGGCAUGAGCGAUGAAUGCUCCAGCUGUAUCGCUGAAGGCGGUAAAGUCUGCAAGCCUAAUGCAAGAAAGGAUGCUGCAUACUGAUGUGACCCUGAUGAACUCUCUGCUGACUGAGUAAAGGGUAUUCAAGGGAUCUGCAGCCACAAUCUCUUGUCCUGGGCCAGCCCAGGACUAGAGAUUGAUGCAGAAGAUCACUCUCAGUACUUACUCUGUCCUAACAGUGGCUCAUGUGGCACUGAAGUGUACUUCCUGUCUCCAGGAAGGCCAACUAAUAUUAAGGUUCACUCUGUUCCUGCCAAUGAAGUCUGAGUAAUAGGGAUUGUCAGUAAAACUCUUGGAAACGAAAGGUUCCUGAAGAUCCUUCAAACCGAGAUGUCUAAUGUUCAGGUUUCCAUGUUUCAUCGCAGUGAAGAUAAGUUUACAGUAGCAGGAAAGGUUAUUCAUAACGAUGACCCAGAGAACUCCCCAGCUCAAUAUAUAGAAGUUGAACCUUACAAACUCUUGACACUGGUAAUCGCUCCAAUACAGAAGGAUAUGGAAGGAAGCUUCAAGGCUGCCAUCAUUCCUACCGAGAAGAAUGGAUCAGGAGGGCUCAGCAAAGGAGCAAUCAUCGGGAUUGUAGUGGGUAGCCUAAUCCUAGCUACAAUAGUAAUCACUGCAAUAAUCUGCAUCGUAAGAAGAAGGAAGGCUUCAUCCUCUGAAGCAAUUUACACAGCUGUGAACGAGGCUUAAUACCACCACGGACUUGGAGAAUAUUUUCAUUUUUUAAUAAAGUU
Messenger RNA from Moneuplotes crassus, 847 nucleotides. Lineage: Eukaryota; Ciliophora; Spirotrichea; Euplotida; Euplotidae. The record is from the annotation of a GenBank genome assembly.